AUUAAUGCAUCGUCGUUCUUGUCGCCUCUCGCGUUUUGGCGCGACGCGGUCACGUGCAGAAGCGCGAGCGCAAUCGAUCCGGUUUCAACUCGUCGGCUGCGCUCAUCUUUCUUCCCCUCAUCAUCUUCCACCCUCCAAGACGCUCUCGUCCGUGAUACUACUCCAACGCCACUCGCAUCCUUCAUCGACUGAACCAGAAACCCCUGGCUCAGUCGCACAUCCCUCCUAGCGCUCCUCUCAGAAAUCUUUUAUGCCAUCAGAGUCUACCGCAGUAUCUCCGCAUACUAUAGACUCAGCCGCAGCAGACGCUCUCUUUUCUUCCCAGCAUGGAGAUGACCAUCGCGACCAGCCGGUCUCUGACCAUCUCUUCGAUGAAAGGGUUGGAGACCACAGCCAGCCGAGCUGGAUCGCGCACACGUCCGUCUGGGAUUCUGCGGAACAGGACGAAGGUAUCUCCUUGCGACGGUUGAGUUCCGGCUUGUCCGUGGACCAAUCGUCGAGCGUCGACCGUGUCAGGCAGUAUGAGAAUUCUUCUAUGUCGCCGGAGAGGAAAUAUGGAGACCUCCCCUUCAAGGUGAUGCCGUCCAGUGACAGAUCGCGCGUGUCGAUCGAGGACUUCCCUAAUGAGGUUCUCACCCAUAUCCUUUCUCAUCUGCCUCCGUCGAGCCUGUCAUCAAUGGCAGUAGUAUCGCGCCGCCUCCACAAUUUAGUGACAACACCCCAUGCGUGGCGGAUGGCGUUCUCUCGAUACUUCCCGGGCCCUGAUAGCAUAGAGACGCGGCGUGCUGGGAAAAACCACCCGGAUACGUUGCGUUCGGAGAAGCGGUACUUCACUAGGCUGACUGCACUGGCUUCCUGGCGCAGUGAGUACAUCUUGCGGACGCGACUGUUGAGGUCGUUGGCCAGGGGCAAGCCUGCCAAUUUUCAACCGCCCGGUAGACAUGGGCCAGUGCGUUCAGCCAGUGUACAAAACGGUAGUGCCGUGAUCACCUAUACGUCCCAGCUUCUCUAUCCUGUCAGUCACAUUGAUGGUAACUUUGGGACUGGUCUGGAUAAGAGGCAGCCGAAGUUCAUACACGGUGCCGUGGAGCAGGGUUUUGCUUCGGCGAGUGACCCUUCCAUGGGAAAGGUCGGCAGUUGGGGCUUGUCAGAUCAUCAGAUGUUCCAACACUUUGCUGAUCUCUAUCCUGGUGACGCACAGUACGGGUUAGGACCGGGCAACAUGGUCGGAGUACCUAAUUCUAUGGAUGUCAGUCAACAAUAUGGAAUGGUCUACGGUGAAGGUUGUCCCCAGGGUCGCACCUACUUCAUCUCCUCCGAUGAGCAGAGGGGCCGAUUUCUGAGCGUUCCUGACUCUAGCUCUCAUCCUCAACUGGGAAUACCUGCACUGAACAUGAUCACCACGGCUGUUUGUUCCGUCUGGAUUGCGAAGUCCACAGCCAUAUUAAAAAUGACGAAUGGGCUUAUUGGGUUGUUGUCAGGUUCAUCGUCCGGAAUCUUGACAGCAUACUCAUUGGGCACGAAUUCUGCUCAUGAGAAGCGCUUCGAACGAGGGCAGGUCACCGCCAGAUGGGUCAUCUGUCCGGGUGUCCCCAUUAUUGCUAUUGCUGUGGAUGAAAACUAUUCAACCAAACGCCAUUCUCACCGGCGCAUUUGGGCUGUCGUCCUUAACGCGCUGGGAGAGCUGUUUUACCUCACCGAGCUUCCCGUUCAGCCGGAGUCCUCGCCCAAGCUUAGUGCCGAGCAGAUGGAAAAGCUCGCCUGGAAAACAGGUCGCAGUGUCCGAUGGGAACUAGUUGAAGCGAGCAGGCGUGUGGCACGCCCGGAUCCCUAUAAUACGCAGCUCGUGCAUGGUAGCUACAGUCCAAGAUCAUCAUCCGAUUCGAUGGGUCUGAAUGAGAAUCAAAUAGCUGCGGAGACCAAAGAGAUCGAAAAAUUCCUGGCAUUCAAGCCGAAGCACUUUCGCAAAGUAUGCCAGAGUUGGAAUAUGAGGCGCCACCUGAAAGUUGACUUCGCGGGUGACGACCUUCAUGGAGCGGGCGAGUCCAUGAUCGUUAUCGACUCUGGUCUUGAGGAAGAGCACUCGACUGCCUCUAUCCGUCGCCUGACUAGAACGAGACUUGCGGUCGCGCGUGAAGGCUCUUCCGAGCCUUACCCUAGGAUCCAGACUCCUAAAGUCCAGUCACUCUUUGGAGGCCCAAGUAGUCCUAGCGCCUCUCCUUUCCCUAGUGCUACUGAAUGUCCUUCGAGGACGUCCAGUCACGCCAGCGAGCCUGUCUCCUCAGUUGCCAACACGGAGUGGAGAAUCUCCGACUUCGUCUUCGGUGACCGCAAAUCUGUCCAGAUCACUUGCAGUGCUCUCGAUCUUUCGAACUACGCCCAGCUUACCGUUGACGAGGACCCCCUCCUGAGCAUGUCUGGUUCUUCGUCAUCGUCUCCAGCUUCAUCUCCCAUGCCGCAUAUGGACCGGCCAUCUGCAGUGUCGGAGAUCCCAGGCCAACGGGGCAGGUAUCUAGCGGUUGGGACUACAAUGGGCACAGUAUACGUUUGGGAUGUGCGCAGCCCUUCUUCUGGAAAUACAGAAAUUGUUAACUCGAUUUCUCCUGUCCGCGUGAUCAACACGGACUCGCCACAAGUCUCGUGCGUUGGCUUGACGUCUCUCUACCUUGUGCACGGUGGAAAUGACGGGUUGGUACAAGCAUGGGAUACUCUGGCUUCGUCCACGCGUCCUAUCCGGACGAUGAACUCCCGUUUCUCUUCUCGAGCUCGCCGUCGGCUUAUCCAGGCGGAGGCAUCUAUCCAGGGCGUAGGCAACAACUACUUCGCUGCUGGUGCUCUAUGUCUCGACCCUGAUCCUACCGUUUUACGAGGCGUUGUUUCGCUUGGGACUCACCUACGCUACUGGGCCUACAGUUCCUCUGCCGCAGAUCAGUAUAAAAGCAGCAAGCGGCGACUGCGGCGUUCUAUGCGCGGCAGUAACGGCGCUGUCGAGGGGCAGCGUUUCACCAGUAGCGGCCGUGGUGCACUUAGAGAUCAUAUCGUUGACGAGAAGAUGGAAAUAGAGCGGCAAAAGAUCGCUGAUGCGAAGGAGAGACGACUCCUGAGUGGCCGUUUCGGUAUUGAUUUGCUUGGCCCAGAUGCGAGCGAGGAGGAACUACUUGCCUACGCGCAAAUGCUAAGUGAAGAAGCGUAUACAAGUGAUGAGCGCAAACGCAGAGAGAGCACUGCGAGUCCUACCGUGGAUAGUACAUCAAGCUCAACUGUUGGACCUAACGACAGCUCGUUUCCACCUCGCGAGUUUUCGUCGUCAUCAUCUCCCAAUCUGGACACGGUCGAGGAGGAGCUGGAUCCGGAUAUCGCUGAAGCCCUGCGUCUGAGUUUGCUUGAAAAUAACCCCGGUCCUGUCGAUACGACAGUUUUCGACUCUAUCCCCGUCAAAUACGUGACAGGCUCAAAGGACGAGGGAUAUCCGCCUUCGUCACCGGAACGCGCAGCGGCUGGAAGCAGUAGACAGGAGGAAAUGGAUGAUCUCGAAUUCGCCUUGCAAUUGAGUUUGGCGGAGGAGGAGAGCCGUAGAGAGGCUACAGCGUCUGGACAGGACGAAUUUCCUGCACUGAAUACGCUGUCAUCUUCAUCAAGGGACAAGGGGAAGGGCAGGGCAUAGUAAAUAGCAGGGUGGUUCGAUUUACAAUGAGGGGUGAUUUCUUUUGAUUUUUUUCAUCUGAAGGCAUUGUUAUGCUCAGUCACAGUUGCGAUGCCAAGCAUGCUUUAUCAUUUUCAACUGGUUUGCGAGAUAUAUUUGAGUUAAUUCCCUUCAGCUGUGUAUACUUUUCCAGUAGAAUAGGCCGGGGUUAUAGGGAUGGACCCAGCUUAACGGUGUAUCAAUUUCUCUUUCGAACUUAUCCUACUCUGCCCAUUCCCUAGAGCAGAAACCAUGAAGUCAAUAUAAACAUA
This is a messenger RNA of Paecilomyces variotii, 3954 nucleotides long. RefSeq lists its product as hypothetical. The transcript has 2 exons. Gene Ontology annotation, molecular function: polyubiquitin modification-dependent protein binding. Gene Ontology annotation, biological process: proteasome-mediated ubiquitin-dependent protein catabolic process. Lineage: Eukaryota; Fungi; Ascomycota; Eurotiomycetes; Eurotiales; Thermoascaceae. Gene Ontology annotation, cellular component: proteasome regulatory particle, base subcomplex; cytosol; nucleus. The coding region runs from base 251 to 3664 and encodes 1137 amino acids. The record is from RefSeq and is a predicted model, not a curated record.